This is a messenger RNA of Fomitiporia mediterranea MF3/22, 726 nucleotides long. RefSeq lists its product as uncharacterized. The transcript is spliced from 13 exons. NCBI's taxonomy places the organism in Eukaryota, Fungi, Basidiomycota, Agaricomycetes, Hymenochaetales, Hymenochaetaceae. The record is from RefSeq and is a predicted model, not a curated record. Bases 1 to 726 code for a protein of 241 amino acids.
AUGUCCGCCCUUCAGCUGCAAAAUGAGAGUUAUGUAGAGUCCGGAAUGGGUGACAUGAUUCUUCGUCGUUUUACAGAUUGCAAGAACUUUCCGUUACAACCCGGAGAUAAAUAUCUGCCACAGGUUUAUGAGUGUCUCAUAACUAUCGAGGGAGAGGCAGAAUUUAUAUGGCCAUCCCGGUUUGCACUUCCAAAAGCACUCUAUUUUGCAAAUCGUUAUUUGCCAAUAGCCUCAACAGCCCUCAUAACAUAUUGCCUGCCAGUACUUGUUUCUGACACCAACCACAACAAUUGCAAAGUUGUUCUAGUCAUUGCCACCUUAUUGGCCUGCACGUGCUAUUUUUGUGCAGAAGUAUCGCUGGGCUUGCGUGCAUAUGCAGUAUGGGGACUAAAUCGAACAGUUCUUAUCCUCCUGGUAAUCAUUGCAAUUCCUCCCCUGUCCAUCUGUUCCAUUCUGGGUGCAUUUUUUUCGAGAAAAAUACAUAUGGUUGGAAGUUAUGCCUUAUUCUUGUUUCUAAUGCAACAGAUCACACUUGAUGUUCGUCUCAUCACACGGGCAGUCGUUUUUGGCCUCCUGUUGGCAAGAGCUAUUAAAUAUUAUCGUGAAUCAGGGUUAUUCGGUGAUCUUCUGAAGGAAAUGCUGACUGGAGAUGAGAUUAAUAAACAUAUAAUUGCAGAUGCUGAAGCCCAUAGAAUAGGCCACAAGCAGUCCUCUGUUGCGUUAUAA